Molecule: messenger RNA, 1620 nt
Organism: Rhinocladiella mackenziei CBS 650.93
Lineage: Eukaryota; Fungi; Ascomycota; Eurotiomycetes; Chaetothyriales; Herpotrichiellaceae
Exons: 3
Coding region: 1-1620 (539 amino acids)
Biological process (GO): transmembrane transport
Molecular function (GO): transmembrane transporter activity
Source: RefSeq, a predicted model, not a curated record
AUGAAACUUACACAGACCAAGAACACUUCUUUCGCCGAUGACAGCUUCCCCGUUGGUCAAUUCCUCAUUCUAGCAAUAUGUCGUCUAGCCGAACCCAUUGCCAUUACGGCCAUCUUUCCUUAUGCCUGGCUCAUGGUCAAGGAUUUUGGAAUGGAUGAUGCAUCCUUCUACGCGGGCGUCCUCAUUGCGUGCUUUUCCCUCUCCGAAGCCCUCACCAGCAUGAUGUGGGGAGGUCUUUCAGACCGAAUCGGACGAAAACCCGUCCUGCUCCUCGGCUGCUUGGGCACGAUGCUGUCUCUCCUUGUCGUGGGAUUCUCCACCAACUUUGCGAUGGCUUUGGUGGGACGAAUUCUCGGUGGUGUUCUCAAUGGAAACAUUGGUGUCAUCCAGACAAUGGUGGGCGAGCUGGUCACGAAACCUGAGUAUGAACCCAAGGCAUACUCCAUCAUGCCUUUUGUUUGGUCGAUUGGAACCAUCGUCGGUCCGGUUAUUGGUGGUAUGCUGGCCAACCCCGCAAAGUCUUACCCAGAUAUCUUUUCUCCUGAUGGCUUCUUCGGUCAAUUUCCUUGGCUCCUCCCCAACCUCGUUUGUGCUAUCAUGAUGCUGGUCAGCAUUCUCGCUGGCUUUCUCUGGCUGGAUGAGACCCAUCCCGACCUCCGACCGGGGGCCAGCCCCGACGUCUACCACGAUAUUGCCGAACAGACACCGAUGAUCACAGCGGCCGGGGCGACAGCCGACCCGGGCAUCGAUCUCCGACAAGAAUCCUAUGGGACAUUCAAUGAGGUCGACUUCCACAAGAACGAACAGUGGGAGCUCAAUGCCGACGGAACCUCUCGCCCGCCCUCCAUCUCCGAGAAGAUGCCUCAAAAAUGGUUCACCCAAAAGAUUGCCAUGUUGACCAUUGCUCUCGGUAUUUACACCUAUCAUUCAAUGUGUUAUGACCACCUCCUCCCCAUCUUCUUCCAGGAUCGAUCCAUCGACGACGUCUCCAUGUUCGCCGCAAGUCCUAUCCACAUCCCGGGCGGCCUUGGGCUGUCCACCAAAGCCGUCGGUUUAGUCAUGGCCAUCAAUGGCGUUAUUGCACUUUUCAUUCAAGCCGUCAUUUUUCCGUUUGCUGCUGAGCGUCUCGGUAUUUGGCGAGUUUUUGUUCUUGUCACAAUUUUGCAUCCCGUGGCAUAUUUCAUUGUGCCUUACCUCGCUUUCCUCCCUCCACACCUCCUUUAUCCCGGCAUUUACACCUGCCUUGCGAUCCGAAAUCUUCUUUCCAUCCUCGAUUAUCCCGUUCUUUUGAUUCUUCUUAAGCAAGCGAGCCCUUCACUUUCGGUCCUUGGUCGAAUUAACGGUCUUGCAGCUUCAGCAGGUGCAGCUUGUAGAACAGUUGCCCCCCCGGUUGCGGGAUUGCUUUAUGGAUGGGGCGCACAAAUGGGGUUUACGGGUCUUGCUUGGUGGGGAGCUGGAGCGGUUGCUCUCAUUGGGGUUGUUCAAUUGUGGUUCGUCCCCCGGGAAACGAAUGAAUCGACUACGGUGAAGUCAAUCCUGCCUUGUUUGGAGAACUCGGCUGAAGACAGGCCGGAUGAUGUUGUUGACAUUACCGUGGUCGACCUAGAGCAAGGGGGCUGA